AUGAAGGAGAAGCUUCAGACAAGCUGGGAGCCCAUCGAAUUCGUGGUGAAGGAGAUCUAUCUCAUUAGCAGAACUAAGGACGAUCCGUUUGAGAUUCGGCACGUGGUCCCCUUCGCGUGGGACGAGAGCCGCGGCAGCUACGCACCACACUUCGUGGCCCACCCCAUUCCUGAGAAGAGCGUCGCAGCGCUGCCAACGGCCCACGUGAACGACAUUCCGAGCCACUUCACGGGCGAGGACCUCGGCGCUGUGUUCCGGGAGAAAGGCUUUCUGGUGGUGAGCGCGACCGUGGUGGUGGACAAGCAGGGCCAGAAGGCAAAAACGAAAACGAAAACGAAGGCAAAGAACCGCGUGUACGGGGUGGUCGAAUUCCCGACUGUGGAAGAGAGGCAGCGCGCCAAGGUUGCCCUCAACAAGACCAUCGUCGGCGAUCGCCGGAUCACCAUCGCCAUCCGCGACAACAAAGCGACGACGUAA
Messenger RNA from Acanthamoeba castellanii str. Neff, 477 nucleotides. Its product is annotated as RNA recognition motif domain containing protein. The record is from RefSeq and is a predicted model, not a curated record. Bases 1 to 477 code for a protein of 158 amino acids. NCBI's taxonomy places the organism in Eukaryota, Discosea, Longamoebia, Acanthamoebidae. Gene Ontology annotation, molecular function: RNA binding. The transcript is spliced from 3 exons.